AUGAAUGAGAAACAAAUUCUUGGCGUUGCUGGUAGCAGUAAUGAUGUACACCUUAUGACAUUAGAAUAUUAUAACGAACAUAAAGAUGAACUGAAAGGAGAGAAGGGUGACACCGGACCACAAGGACCACAAGGAAUACAAGGAAUACAAGGAAUACAAGGACCUCAAGGCGAAAACGGUUUGGAUGGAAAGGAUGGAAAGGAUGGAAAAACUGCUAAAUCAUGGAUAUGGGACCUUAUAAAUACUGGUUUAACAGCUGCUUCAUAUGGAGUUCUUCAAUACCAAAUCGGAAAGAUAUGGGCAGUACUUGGUGAAGAAGUUUUAGAUGACGUUAAAAAUGCUUUGAACUUCAUUUCAAAUGGUUCGGAUACUAUUAAAACUUUAUCUGGUUGGAUGCAAGAAACAAGGAGUCAAAUAGAUACUGUAAGACGUAUAGCAAACAAUGCACGUACGGGAUUGGAUACUUUACGAGAAGCACAAAAUACACUAAAGGAAGCAAAUGAUAUUCUUGGCUCAGUAUCAGACAUGCAUGAAGAUUGGCUUAAAGGUAUUGACAAAUCUUUAAAAAAUCACAGUCAGUCUAUUGCUGACUACAAGAAAAGUAUAGAUUUUUUACAUAGUGCUAUGGACGUACAUGAUGGAAGCAUAAGGAACUUACUUAAUGCUAACAAUAACUUACCAGGAACUAUUAAAGCAUUUAUAAAGUCCUUUGUAAAACCCGGUGCUCUAACAUUUAGGUCUUUGAGAGCAAGAGCAUUGAAGUCAAGAGAUGCAGAAACUCCAACAGAAACUCCAGAAGAACCACCAAAACCAACAGCUAAUGAAAUAUUGUUCGAAUAUUUUCCAAGGUACUCUGUUCUCAUUGCAUACAUUCAAGAAAUACUUAAGAAAGCAGACUUGACUUUAGGAGAUGAUGAAAGUUCUGUAUAUCUUUCGUUCCAGUUUCAAAUAGCAGAACUUUUGAGACAGAUAUGCUUAAUGUAUGACAACAUCUCUGAUUUCACAAGAUAUGAUGACGACCAUGACCCCGAACACGGUGAAGAAGAAGUUUUACAAACAUCCAUUAAGACAGGAAAGGUUUUAACACAAAGUCUCAUUAUUGACACCAAAGAUGGCGAAGUGGACGUUCUUCAAGAGCUGAAGAAAAAUACUUCUUCGGGAGGUGGUGGUAGGCAUGAACUUGAAAUAAAUGAGAUAGAAAAGAAAUUAGCCGAAAAAGCAGAUAAAGAACAUAAACACAAUAUCUCCGAUAUAAAUGAACUUCAAGCUACAUUAAAUAGUAAAGCGGACAAAAAUGAACUUGACGCAAUGAACAAAGUUUUGAAAUCUCAUAAACACAAUAUCUCCGAUAUAAAUGAACUUCAAGCUACAUUAAAUAGUAAAGCGGACAAGAACCACGUUCAUUAUAUAACUUCAGACGAACAGAUUAUAACGGACUACCAUGGAUAUUUAACACGAAGUGAUGAAGCGAAGACAAAAAAUGUUAAUGAAAGAAGAUAUAAAUACAUUCGUGCUAAAGGUUAUGACAUAAGCUGUACUGUACAGUAUGA
Messenger RNA from Trichomonas vaginalis G3, 1550 nucleotides. Its product is annotated as organellar and viral DNA polymerase type B. The annotation marks the transcript as partial. The transcript has a single exon. The record is from RefSeq and is a predicted model, not a curated record. Lineage: Eukaryota; Parabasalia; Trichomonadida; Trichomonadidae.